AUGUCUCAAUUUAGUUUGAGCCGGCGACGAAGAUGGAGCCGGAAUCGGACCUUCUCUUCUCUUUCACGCUUAUUCUUCUCUCUACUUCCUCCUUCUCAUUUAACUCACUGCAUCUCCCUCUCUCCCUCUCUCUCCUCUCUCUCUCUCCCUCUCUCCCUCUCUCUCUCUCCCCCUCUCCCUCUCUCUCUCUCCCUCUCUCUCUCCUCUCUCUCUCCUCUCUCUCUCUCUCUCUCUCUCUCUGUGUUAAUUUACCUGAUUUCUCGGAUUCCGACAUUAUAUCUCUUUUCCUAUUACAUUCAUUCCUUCUUACUUUCUUUCUUCGGUUACUUUUAUAUUUCUUCUAUUGCCAACUCAGCAUCGCCAACUCAGCAUCGCCAACUAGGCACUGCCAACGGCACGGCCAACUUGGAUCGGCCAACUCGGAUCGACCAACUCAGCAAUGCCAAGUCAGAAUUGCCAACUCGGCACCGUCAACUCGGCAUUGCCAACUUAACAUCGCCAACUCGGCACAGCCAACUCGGCACACCCAACUUGGCACUGCCAACUUGGCACGUCUGUUCUUUCCUCGUCUUUUCUCUCUUCUUAAUGUUUGUUUCUUUCUCUUUUCGCCAUCAGUAUUAUCACAUUACCUUCCUCCUCCUCGACUUCCUCUUCUCAACUACAAUUAGUGCCCACAUUGCACCGUGUUGGUCUUGGAGACUUGUCUGCCCACAUCGCUCUAAUGAUUCCCAUUAUCGCGUAAUUGCAGCGAGAAUGGAUUCUGUGUACGUUCGACGCGCACUUCGCUCCAGCGAAAAAUGUGCGGCAAAGUGUAGCCAUUUGCCGAGAACUCUGCGAUCAUUACUUACGCGCCGUUCGAGCCUAAGUGUUUUCCACAACAUCCAAAGACUUGCCAUCAACAUGUUAGCUGCGAACGGCCGUAUUAGCGUUGAAAAAUGUAUGCAAUUACCUCGUUCGGAACGGGCAAAAGGAGAGGGCGCGUGUCAAUUACAUAUAAUAGCCGUACACGCAGAGUUGGUAGGCGGAACAACGACUGCACACCGCAUUGGCAAGAAAAAUGUUCUUUUUACUGCUCGGCCUACUCCCUACUCUACCACCGCUUAUCUCUCCUCCACUUUCUCUUGGCUUAUCUUUUAUUUCUCUAUGUUUUUCUUUGUUUUCUUUCCAACUUUACAAUUGACAUUAUUUCCCCUUUUUCUAUUUUACAUGUUUUGCUUUAGUUUUUAUGCAUUCCAAUUUUCUUUUUCCUCUUCUAUUUCAUUUUCUUUUAAUUCUAUCUAUAAAUUACUUUUUCUUUCUUUUUUUCAGUUCUUUUCUUUGCCUUCUGUUUCUUUAUUUCCACUACAUAAUAUUUUUAUUUCUUCUUUUCUUUUUUUUUCACUUUUUUCUUAUUAUUUUCCACGUUUCUUAAAGUUCUUUUCUUUUCUCUCUUACAUUAUUUCUUUCUUUAAUGUCAUUCUUUCCAACUUUAUCUUUCUUAAUUUUUUUCCUUCUUUUUUUACGUUCAUUCUUCCUCCUAUUUCUUACACUUUUUGUUCAUUUUCUUCUUUCUCUUCCAUUAUUUAUUUUCUGAAUUAUUUCUGUUCACUCUUAUUUUAA
Messenger RNA from Acanthosepion pharaonis, 1599 nucleotides. Lineage: Eukaryota; Metazoa; Mollusca; Cephalopoda; Sepiida; Sepiidae. The record is from the annotation of a GenBank genome assembly.